Molecule: messenger RNA, 1002 nt
Organism: Nicotiana attenuata
Lineage: Eukaryota; Viridiplantae; Streptophyta; Magnoliopsida; Solanales; Solanaceae
Product: M-phase phosphoprotein 6-like
Exons: 5
Coding region: 205-765 (186 amino acids)
Biological process (GO): maturation of 5.8S rRNA
Source: RefSeq, a predicted model, not a curated record
CCGUUGGAAUUAAGGGCAAAUCUGUUAUUUUCAACUUACUAAAAAUCCCUUCACGCCGGACUAAAACCUCUUGCAGUUCAGCAAGCUUCUUUUAGCCCUUUCAAGUUUGCUGGACGCCGGCGCCGGCGCUGUCACCGUGCCGGAAAAGUAGAAGAGCAGCUAGCUAUAACUGUAAGUUCAGUUUUGGUGUGCGUAAAAAUCAGAAUGGCAAAGCGUGAACUAUCCAGUACCUUGAGGAACUUGAAGUUUAUGCAAAGGGCAGCUCUGAGAGAGGAAAAGCCUAAGAAGGAAGAAGAAGAAGAAGAAGUAGUGAUACCUGAUGAAACCUUUCCCUCUAGUGCUCCAAAAAGAUGUGUUGUCAUUAUGGAAGGGGAUCCCCACCCUGGGACUACAAGGGGUCGGAUGUCUUUUCAGUGUUUUAAUCCUUCUAUUGAUAAAUUAAGAGAAGAAGCGUCAAAACCACAUUCUGAAGGUUCUGCUGCUUGUUCUUCAGAGACGAGUGAAAUAAAUUCGAAAAGAGAAAAUGGAACAUCACAAUGUGGGUUGGAGAACUCUAAUAUGGAUGACUCGUGUCAUUCUCCUAACGAAGAUCUUAAAAGGAAGCAAGACGAGACAUCCUCUGAGGCGCAGUAUCCAAACAAAUCACAUAAGAGAGUUCUUGGCAAUCCAGCGGAAUCACCUAGUAGUAGUCAGAGUUCCAAAAAACCACAUAGACUGGACUGGAAUGUUCUUAAACCUCCUAAGUCUCAAAAGAAAAGGCGGUAAGUGUGAUUUUGUUUACUGAUUUGGCAAAUUUCUGUAUUUUCAAUUUAUGUUGAGGAAUGGCAACAUUAGUCUUCUGGAUUAUGGUAAUUCUUUUGUAUCAAUGUAUACUAGCCUUUUUACUUUUGGAUUGUUAUAAUCCUUUAGGAAAAGUUUCUGCCAGGUUUGUUCUAAAGAAAUAGUCACAAAACGUCUGUGAGAAAAUAUGGGUAUUAAGUCUAUAAGAGAAAAUUUCAAUGA